Messenger RNA from Chaetomium fimeti, 1390 nucleotides. RefSeq lists its product as uncharacterized. The transcript has 2 exons. NCBI's taxonomy places the organism in Eukaryota, Fungi, Ascomycota, Sordariomycetes, Sordariales, Chaetomiaceae. The coding region runs from base 131 to 1036 and encodes 301 amino acids. The record is from RefSeq and is a predicted model, not a curated record.
UGAUCCCGGACGAGGGACGUGGGAGUUCUCUGGGCAGCCAAACACGUCCAUCGAAAAGCUGAUUUAGUCACGCGCGACUUGGGGUCGACAAAGUCAAGAAUUCGCCAGCGAGCCCUUGUCAUUCGAUGAAAUGACGACAGCCGCUCGCACUUUGUCGACAAUUUUUUCGGGCGUUCAAAAACCGCCAGGCGGACACAAAGCCAUGCACAACUCCGUUGGUUCCGCGGGAACAACGGACGGCCGCCGUCAGGAGAUGGUUUGUGCGGUUAGCCAGACUCAACCCUUGCCUCGUGGCAUCAAACAAGUCUCUGGUCUCGCAGGCGAAUGGGUGUAUCUCGGCGCAUUCUCCGGGGCACGGACAAGCCCAAGAGCACAGUUCAUGGCGCGAUCCAGAGUUUUACGGCCUUGCUCCUGUCGGACCCUGUCCGAGGACCCAAUCGACGAAUCUGGGCAGGCAAUGCAUGAGAGAAACAGAGGGAAGGAUCAUCUCGUGUAUCGGCGGUGGAUAAUCUGCCGUCGUGCCUCGUCGCUCACUGGCCGAUCAUUUUCUAGAAGAGUGGAAAGAACCGACAGGGCGGUCUUGUGGAUCCCCGAGUUCAUGCCAAUUGUUCUAGCGUUGCGGGGGUUGAACCAAGGUCUCGUUGUCGGGACGGGGAGGAGGAUGGUAAUCCAGUCCACUCUGGGCGAAGCACGGAGGCGGAUGAAGAGCUUUCCCACAGUGUGCGGGCGGGCGGCACUGAUCAAACGCUUUUUUUCUCCUCAAAUCAGGGGAACAACAAAGGCUCCUGUACCCGACAAUCGCUCACAUAUCGGCCUCGAAUUCGGCCUGCGCCGACGAGGGCAACAACCCUGCAAGCCACCAGGCGGCACCCCGAACCCGGAGAUAAGUGAGGAGACCCAAGCGCCAAUCCAUCCACCAGUCAGGCCAUACCGCUCAUUCUUUUUCCUCCGGACCCUGUGGGAUGCCACGAAGCCGGUCCCAGUCAGCCGGGUCGAAUCCUUCACAUCGGACGAACGCCCGGCUGGGCCGGCGUAAGCGAGGGCGCCCAGAGCGCCGGCAGGCUCCGAGACGUCCGGGCGGGCAUCCGAUAGGCCGGGCCCUCCCCCGCUCUGGCGUCGAAGCUCCCCACAUGUUCCAAAAUUCUGGCGGUCAGCAGCACCAGUGUUGGGAAGUGAAUGUGUGCGAGGCGUGGCUCGGCAAUCGACAAAAGCACGCGGAAUGUGAUGGGUUUUACAGGUUCCCGAUUCGGCAGGUUUGUGCCAUGGUGCGAGCAGGGCCUGCCUGUCCGCAACGGCGUGAUGAUCGCUCGCAAGGGAAGUUUGUGUGUGAGGCUGCCCUGUGGGACUGGCGUGGUCGAUCAAAAGGGGACGUGCAAGGGCACCAAAAAGG